AUGACAUCAAGUCGUUAUGAAAUUGAUGAUGAAAUAUAUAUAACUGAUCUAUUAACAAACGAAGAUAUUCCUUCAUUUGUUAAAUAUCUUAAUAAUCCAACAAUAUAUACUAAUACACUGAAAAUACCAUAUCCAUAUUCAACAAAUGAUGGUGAAGAUUUUAUUAAAUUUCUCAAAUCGGAAUCAUUAAAUUCAACACGUUUUUUUACUAUUCGUUUACAGGCUAAUAAUGAAUUAAUAGGUGCAUGUGGUUUACAUCGUUCGAUUAAAAAUGAAAGGAGAACAGAAAUUGGAUAUUGGUUAGGAAAAAAUGAAUGGAAAAAUUUAGUUCGAAUUGAAGCACAAAUAUUUCAUUGGAAUAAAGCAUCAAUGCGAGUUGUAGAAAAAUGUGGUUUUACAUUUGAAGGAAUAUUACGUAAACGUGUGCAUAAAAAUGGACAAGAUAUUGAUGUGCAUUUAUAUGCAUUGAUUCUUGAAUAA
This is a messenger RNA of Rotaria sordida, 480 nucleotides long. The record is from the annotation of a GenBank genome assembly. NCBI's taxonomy places the organism in Eukaryota, Metazoa, Rotifera, Eurotatoria, Philodinida, Philodinidae.